Molecule: messenger RNA, 789 nt
Organism: Drosophila erecta
Lineage: Eukaryota; Metazoa; Arthropoda; Insecta; Diptera; Drosophilidae
Gene: lectin-22C
Product: accessory gland protein Acp29AB
Exons: 1
Coding region: 1-789 (262 amino acids)
Molecular function (GO): signaling receptor activity
Source: RefSeq, a predicted model, not a curated record
AUGUUGAAAUUCGCAAUUGCUUUGCUGUUCGGGCUUCUUGCUUUAAAUUUGAAUGGAACUUUAGCAGAGUCCGAUCUAAAUUGUCCUCUGAAGGACCCUCCUAACCAGUGCGGAGGAUUCUGCCUAAUUGUACUGACGCCAUUGAUAAAUCACCUGACCAUUCCCCACAAUGUGUCGAAUUCCAGUGAUGCGAGCAAAGCUAACGAGGUCCUGGUGAGACAGUACACGAUGGAACGCCAAUUGUCUGCUCUUCAGGAAAAGCAAACAAGCCUUGGGGCCGCACUAGAUGCCCAAGAAGGAAGACUGGAUAUCAACCAACAGAAUUUAACUGGACGACUGUAUGACUUGGAAAGCCAACUUUGGGCUUUACAGGCAACACUUCACAAUGUGGAAAUUAAAAUUAAAUACCUCGGCUUCGAGCAAAUCGGCUCCAAGUACUUUUACAUAGAGAAAGUAUCUGAGAAGAACUGGCCCACUGCUUCAAAAACUUGUCGCAAUAUGGGAGGUCACCUGGCCGACAUUAAGGACGAGGCAGAUCUAGCCGCCAUUCAAGCAAAUCUCGAGAAGGACACUCAUUACUGGCUGGGAAUCAACGACUUGGGCAAAGAGGGCGAAUUCUUGUCCAUGUCCACGGGCCAGCCAGCUACCUUUUUAAAAUGGGCCUCAGGGAGACCCUCUCAGUUGGACACCUCCAACUGCGUAUUCCUAUACAAUGGGGAAAUGUACGAUUACCCAUGCAACUAUACCUUCCGGUUUAUUUGCCAGACAGAGGAGGAAGUAUUAGGUUAA